Molecule: messenger RNA, 3982 nt
Organism: Onychostoma macrolepis
Lineage: Eukaryota; Metazoa; Chordata; Actinopteri; Cypriniformes; Cyprinidae
Product: TGF-beta receptor type-1
Exons: 11
Coding region: 569-1918 (449 amino acids)
Biological process (GO): protein phosphorylation; nervous system development; activin receptor signaling pathway
Cellular component (GO): plasma membrane; activin receptor complex
Molecular function (GO): ATP binding; activin receptor activity, type I
Source: RefSeq, a predicted model, not a curated record
UAUAAACACCUCAAUCGGAAUAAAAAUGCCCAAACCGAAUGAAAUUGUAAUCGGUUUGAGAGGGGUGGGAUAAACCUUUCUAUAAACCGAACAAAAUUAAAAUCCUGCCAUGUAAACACUUUAAACCGAUUACUUUGCGUCUACGUCAUCACGUCCAGAGGUCGGGUCGUCAGAACGUGAACGUGAUGAUGUCGGCAACGGUACAUUCUGUGAUUUGGGGACACCGACACUACAGUAGAGAUAAUUCAUAAUUUCCGAUCUGCUUGAAUUUACGUGCUCACGCCAUGAAUGUUGUACGAAACACGAUUGUGAUAAAGCAAUGCUCCUUUGAUUCAUUGUUCAGCAACUCUUGGUGCAUAUCUAAUCGUUUGUGCGAAGAGUGGAUGCUGAAGCACACUUUGCAGGACAUGGAGGCGCCAGAGCUGUCACUUGCAUUUUUUUUCUUGAUAGUGGAAACAACUUCAAAUACGCCAUAAUUUUUGCUCAUAAAGCCUUAAAGUGUGUAUGUCACUUGUGUGUAAACCACACCUGUGAGACAGAGGCAGAAGGAGCAUGUUGGAACUCAGUAAUGCUCAUAAAUGGGAAGGAGGAGGCCGUGAAGUCUUGCCUGUCCCCAUCAGAGCUCAAGGGUCAGGUGUUCUGCUACAGCUCCCGAAACGUCUCCAAACGCAAUUGCUGCUUUACAGACUUCUGCAACAAUGAGACGCUACACCUCAAUCCAGAACCACCGCCUGAGGGGUCUGGCUGGAGUCAGCUGGAACUAGCAGCCGUAGUUCUUGUGCCAUCGUGCCUGGUGUGUGUAGGUGUCAUUCUGGGAAUGUGUGCCGUACAAAACCUGCGGUGCAACCACAUAAAAGCCCACAAACAGGAUCCAGAGGAACCCCUGGAUGACCAGACUCUGGUGUCACCUGACAAAUGCCUAAAAGAGCUUAUCUAUGACAUGAGCACCUCUGGCUCGGGAUCAGGAUUGCCCCUAUUGGUCCAGAGAACGAUUGCUCGAACUAUUGUCCUGCAGGAGAGUAUUGGGAAGGGGCGCUUUGGGGAAGUGUGGAGGGGCAAAUGGAGGGGGGAGGACGUCGCUGUGAAGAUCUUCUCCUCACGAGAUGAACGCUCCUGGUUUCGUGAGGCUGAGAUUUAUCAGACCAUCAUGCUACGCCAUGAGAAUAUUUUGGGUUUUAUCGCUGCUGAUAACAAAGAUAAUGGCUCAUGGACACAGCUGUGGCUGGUGUCUGAGUAUCAUGAGCACGGGUCUCUCUUUGAUUACCUGAACAGAUACACAGUAUCAGUGGAGGGGAUGAUAGUUCUGGCACUGUCCAUUGCCAGUGGCAUUGCCCACCUGCAUAUGGAGAUUAUUGGCACUCAAGGGAAACCUGCCAUUGCUCACAGAGACAUAAAGUCAAAGAACAUUCUGGUUAAGAAGAAUGGAACUGCUGUGAUUGCUGAUCUUGGUCUGGCUGUCAAACACGACUCCAACACCAACACUAUUGACAUCCCCGUUAACCACAGAGUGGGCACCAAGAGGUACAUGGCUCCCGAGAUCCUGGAUGAUUCCAUAAACAUGAGCAGCUUUGAGUCAUUUAAGCGUGCUGAUAUCUAUUCACUUGGCCUGGUGUUCUGGGAACUUGCUCGCAGAUGUUCCGUCCAAGGGAUUUAUGAAGAUUUCCAGUUGCCUUAUUAUGACCAGGUGCAAUCAGACCCAUCAAUGGAUGAUAUGAGGAAGGUGGUGUGUGAACAGAAACUCCGACCCAACAUUCCCAACCAGUGGCAGAGCUGCGAGGCACUGAGGGUUAUGGGUAAGAUCAUGCGAGAGUGCUGGUACACCAAUCCAGCUGCUCGUCUGACAGCACUACGUGUUAAGAAGACUGUGUCUCAGUCAAUAGAUGGUGAUAGAGUACUGAUAUACUGCUACCUCAACUGAUCCUGUAAGUGCCAAAUGCUUGGAGUUGCACUUGUUAUGCUUUGUGCCAUUAAUGUUUUGCUUGGUGUAACUUAAAAAUAUACAGUGUUAAAAAUAUGUCAAAAUGUCUAUACACACAGACAGACAAACAGGACCAACAUUUUUUUUUUUUUAAGACCAUGUGUUGACGUCAGACAGCACAAUGUGGUCUGCAAAAGUAAGCUUGUUUUUUUUUUAGCCAAGCUUUGCGCAGAUUGUGGUUUCCUGGCACUAUUUUUUUCUACUGUUUUACACAUCUCUCAUCAUUUUUGAUUGUUCCGUGUACCUGUUGAAACCUGAAGGAUGAUUUCCUGUAAGCCCUGUCAUUUCUGAAUGUAAAGAGAAAAGUUUGCGUUUUGUGCAUGUGCAGAUGUCUGGUCCAAACCUUGAUGUCAAAAGAGGGGGGAAAACAAAAACAAAAAACUAUCGUCCAAAGCCUUUUAACCAGAUUCUUCUCAGAGCAGGGGUCUCCAACCUUUUAUACACCACAGACAGGUGAAAAUAUUUAUGUGGACCAGCUGGGUGUUAAUGGGGUGUUUGAGGUGUGAUCAUAGCAAUCAUUAAUUAUUAUUUUUUUACAUUUAAUUUACAUGAAAUCAGCACAAUUAUGAUUCACAAAGCUAUUGAUGUGAUUUUAACAACUUCAUUCAGCAUAGAGUGAAGUUCCAGACAUGUUACACCUAGCCUGGUGUCUAGAUUCAAAUUCGGGUGCAACUUCUUUGACUCAAGUAGUGAAAUCAGACAGCCGCCCAUUCGUAGAUGCUACUCUGUCUGCAUAUUCCAAUGCAAAAGGAUCAAAUUUGCCUGAUAUGUAGUCAUUCAGAGUCUUGAAAAUCUCUGCCCCAGUUGUACCAGUUGACACUAAACGCACCCACAUACUCAUGCUCUUUGUACACUUUGGCUUGAAAUAUAUAUAACAUAAACGAGCAGUAUUUCCUUGUUAUCAACAUUGGUCAAUUUGUCGAGCUGCAGAGCUACAGUGACUCGUUUAGCCUGUCACUUCAGUGUCUUCAGUGUCAUCUAUUCUCAGUCUGAAAGCGGUAGCUGAAAGGGCUUCUUUAGUUAGAUGGUCAGCCAAGUAUGACACACUUAGUGCAGCUAUGUUUGUAGACAUGGUGGCUUUCAUUGACCCAUUUGCUAAUGCACAUGCUCCAAAGCAUGUGAAUGGCCCAUAGCCACAAAACCAAAUUUUAGAUACAAGUCAUCACAUUUUUGGUAAAAGGUGGCUUUCCUUUUUAUUAUCAAUAGGUGCGUUAUUGCCCUUCUGUGUACUUUUCCUACCUCCUUAACUAAAGAAACUUUUAAGGGACGUAUAGCCUCUAGGUUGGGGACCUCUGAUCUAGAGGACUUCUGAAUGCCAAUGUGAAAUAUAUGACUGUGAAGAAAGUAUACAUUUUAUACCGUUAAUACUCAAGUAGUACUUUAUUGCACUAUACAAAGGCUCCAAGCUGCUGAACAAUAGUAAUCGACAUUCAACUUACAUAUUUAAAAUGAUGGAAUAGCCCAGAAUAUCUGAAACCAAACAUAAAAUGUUGUGUGUAUAAAUAGUCAUGGGAGUGUAUUGGAGCAUUGUCAUUUCUUAAAGUUUAUAACUGCAUAACUACUUGUCUGCUAAAUAUUGUGCUUUAAGUCUGUGUGGUCUUUGUGUUGUUUCACUGAGAUUUAAGGCUGUUCACUAGGGAUUUCUCUAUUAGCAGUCUCGAGAUGUGUGUUUGUGUAACUGAAUGUGUGUGAUUUAUAUGCCUUGUGAGGUUCUUGUGCAUACAGAGUUCUACUUUUUGUACAGCUGUAAUCUGGAUCAUUCUUGUCUGUAAAUGAUAUCACUUUGAAUGUCUGAUUUGUGUUCAAAUUGCCUCUGUUAUGACACUAACAAAGCUUGUAUUUACGGGCUUUUACAAACUCUAUGAAGUAUAUGCAUAUGAUGCAUGUUAUAUUUUAGUCUUAAGUCUUUCAUCAGACAUGGACAUAGUUUGCUAAAUGCUUUGCAUAAACAUCCAUAUUCAAAUAUUUAUUCAAUCUGUACCAAAAAUAAAGUAUUUUCAUGAA